GGCUUUACUGAUAGCUUUGCUGAACUGAUAGCUCUUAUAGUGUCUGACUCCUCAAGUUUGAACGUUUGUGAAUCUGUAGCUGUUAUGAUCGUAGUUUUAUGGUGUUUCUCCUCAGCUCAGUGUGCGAGCUCAGGACUCUGAGCAGCUCUGCUCCUCCUUCAAAUAGCUAUUUUCUCUCUGUCUCUCUGCUUGCUGCUGCAGAUCACUUAAGGGUCGCUUGAGGAGCACAAGCGGAGGAGGAUUGCAGCAAUUUUUCUACAAAACAGCAUCUCAAAUCCAGACACAAUGCAGGGGAAUGAGAAGGCAGUGGAUGGCGAUCUGUUACCUGAUGCCAAUGGGAAAGAUCCAAACCCGGGUGGACAGACAGAGGGCUCCAAGUGGCAGAGACCACGGCUCACGCGUAAAUCUCUGAUGAAGUGCUGUCUCGUCAAGUGGAUUAUCGCCAGUACCACGCAACAAGGGCCAGAUGACAGCUGCGACAGUGACCUUGAACUCUCCAUGGUGCGUCACCAACCUGAGGGCCUCGACCAGCUCCAAGCCCAGACACAGUUCACCAGGAAGGAGCUUCAGUCGCUUUACAGAGGCUUCAAAAAUGAAUGUCCCAGUGGGCUAGUGGAUGAAGAAACUUUCAAGACCAUUUACUCACAAUUCUUCCCUCAAGGAGAUGCAACCACGUAUGCACAUUUCUUGUUCAAUGCAUUUGACAUGGACAGAAGUGGCUCCAUCCGGUUUGAGGACUUUGUGAUAGGAUUGUCUGUGUUGCUUAGAGGCUCUGUUACAGAGAAACUUCGAUGGGCGUUUAACCUGUAUGACAUCAACAAAGACGGCUACGUCACUAAAGAGGAAAUGAUGGCAAUAAUGACCUCCAUUUAUGACAUGAUGGGCAGAUAUACCUUACCCAGUGUACGAGACGAUUCCCCCCUUGACCAUGUGGAGAGAUUCUUCCAGAAAAUGGAUCGGAACAGAGAUGGAGUCGUGACGAUAGAUGAAUUCAUAGAAACCUGCCAAAAGGAUGAAAAUAUAAUGGCUUCCAUGCAGCUCUUUGAGAACGUCAUCUAGUUUCUGUGGAGGGACGUGGAUCAGUAACGCUGCAUAGUGCUUCUAGCUGCAAGCCUUUAUAGGCCGGAAAUAACUUAAUUCAUGCUGAAAAGGAAAAACUGGGUCAUGCGACACAUUUAACACAUUUUAAUACAAACUGGCAGACACUGUUAUUUUUCCUGUAAAGCUGUUCUGUGUAGAGAAAUGUGCAAAAUUCACCAAAUCACUUAAAGAAGAGACGUUUAUUUACAUGACAGUUUUCAUCGUUGUCAGAUGAGCAUGAGAGCUUGCCCAACACUAAAAGCAUGUGAUGCAAACUACAUUGAACACAGACAAGAGAUUUUAUUGAUGAACACUUUGAAACUUGGGCAAAUGAGAAUACUUUGUUAUUGUACUGUGUAAUGGGAAUUUCAUGAGACAAACACUGCCCUGUAACUAAUCUCACUAGGGACCUCCGGUCUCUUGGGUAUGGGGUCAAUGGAAGGUAAAUGUGGGUGAUGCUUUAUGAUAUGUCCGGGGGGGUCAUGACUUUAAGUGGUUCACCACAUGUAUCUGAACAUGAUAGUCUUACGUUGAGUGUCCCCUAGGGAACACUAAAGACAUCAUGUUCCCUUGAUGAGAUAGUGCUCCAACCCUGAGAUUAGGUUAACAGCUGCAUGUGCUGAGACACUGCAGCUCACUCGGAUGAUACUCUGAUGCGUGUGUGUCUCAGUGAGUUCCUUCUGCAGAAGACUUGAAUAAAAUUCACAGAAAGACAAGUGUUUGCCUGAGCUGUUUAUUACACCCUAUAACACCCUCGUUCCCACAACUGUAAAAGAAAUAAUUAUGUUUUUAAGUUCUUCAGAUUUUUGUGUAAAUGUGAUACCCAGUCAUUGUCAUGUUGACCCAAAACCUGCUGAAAUAAAUAGGCUAUUUACCUUCACAUAUUAACUUCUUACAGAAAAUAGUACAUCAGAAAUAAAAUUAUAUUUUUCUUGCAUCUGUCUCAUAAUAAUAACUCUUGUUUCUUGUGCUUUGACUGUCUCCCUCUUUCUACAGUACAUCCUUCCAGCUAAAGGCCCAAUUUAAGGUUAAUAUGGCACAGGUGAAAGUUAAGGAGACAAAACCAAUAAUUCCCUUAACCACUGCUGAGCAGUAAGCUUUUCAUGAAUAAAAGGAAGUACAAACAUACAAGUGGGAGCUGAUACAAACAUGUGAUAGAAAAUAGCCCUAGCCUUUGCAUUUGGUGAAUAAUGGUAGAAACCUAAACGUAUGUGAAAUGCCACCAUCAGCAGAAAUCAUUCAACCUGUACUGUAUUAUUGAUCUUGAACCAAUAGCAAAGCAGGGAAUGCUUUGGGGAGGAGCUGUGCUGGCUCUGUUGAGUGGAUGCUGGUGUGGAAAUCAUACCAAAAUGCUGCUCUCCUGUACUGUAAGUGUUUGACAAAGGACUGCUGUUCCAGCAUCACGACCUCUCGGUGCGACCGGUCAGAAAGGUAAAAAAACAAAAAACAUUUAACUAAUAUUUUUCACAUUUUGAAUGUAAGAAGUAUUAAUUGCAAAAUGAAUGGUGUCAACAUUUUAACUGUGUGAUUUAAGAUUUAGAUAUCCUCCUUCUCCC
Messenger RNA from Micropterus salmoides (largemouth bass), 2636 nucleotides. RefSeq names its product calsenilin-like. Gene Ontology annotation, cellular component: voltage-gated potassium channel complex; nucleus. Gene Ontology annotation, biological process: negative regulation of transcription by RNA polymerase II; regulation of potassium ion transmembrane transport. NCBI's taxonomy places the organism in Eukaryota, Metazoa, Chordata, Actinopteri, Centrarchiformes, Centrarchidae. The transcript has 10 exons. Bases 286 to 1059 code for a protein of 257 amino acids. Gene Ontology annotation, molecular function: calcium ion binding; DNA-binding transcription repressor activity, RNA polymerase II-specific; RNA polymerase II cis-regulatory region sequence-specific DNA binding. The record is from RefSeq and is a predicted model, not a curated record.